Molecule: messenger RNA, 4617 nt
Organism: Anolis carolinensis (green anole)
Lineage: Eukaryota; Metazoa; Chordata; Lepidosauria; Squamata; Anolidae
Gene: pabpc4
Product: poly(A) binding protein cytoplasmic 4
Exons: 15
Coding region: 2349-4238 (629 amino acids)
Cellular component (GO): cytosol; ribonucleoprotein complex; nucleus
Molecular function (GO): poly(A) binding; poly(U) RNA binding; mRNA 3'-UTR binding
Source: RefSeq, a predicted model, not a curated record
UUCCUGGUGGCGGGCCCAGGAGGGCGGCGAGGGCGGCGCGGCCUAUAAAGGGCCCUCGGCGCCGCUCGGGCCCCCCUUUCCGCUGUCGGCCUCGGAAGAGGAGGGUCCGGGCCAAGUAGGAGCCUCAAAGGGGGGAGGAAAAAAAAGGGGGAGGGAAAAAAGCCUUAAAAAUAGCAAAAGAGAAAAUAAAUAAAUAUUAAUUUAAAAAAUAAUAAUUACAAAACUCCAGGAAGGAGGGUCAGUAAGAAAACAGCACGAGUAAGAUCCCUAACGAGACAGGAAAAACCCUCACAAUAAUACUAAUUAAAAUAAUAUGAUCGUAAUAUAAUAUACUAAGAAGAAUCGCCAGGAAUAAGAAGGGAAAAUAGUAAGAUAAUAUUUAAGAGGGAAGGGAAAGCAUCGUGAUAAUCAGAAAUAUUCUGAUUUCCCUGCCUUAUUUCUCUCUCCUGUGGUAUGCUCAUUUUCUGUCUUUCUAAGCUUUUAAUUUAAAUUAGUCUGUUCCUUUGUGUGUGUUAUACUGCCCACAAAGGUUUCUUUAUAUUUUUGUCUUCGCCUUUGUGAGUCUUUUAUUCCCCCCCUUAUACAGAUUUGUUUAUUCCUAUUUAUAUUGAUAUCCGCAUUCAGUUUAUUUCCCGCUUCUAAUCCCUUUGCUGUAUUUUUAGUAUUUUCCCUGCCAUCAUUUUCCAAAGAGGGAAGAGCAAAUUCCAAUAUAAUAAUAAUAAUAAUAAUUGCCAGGAAUAAGGAGGGAAAAUAGUAAGAUAAUAUUUAAGAGGGAAGGGAAAGCAUCGUGAUAAUCAGAAAUAUUCUGAUUUCGCUGCCUUAUUUCUCCUUUUCCACUUUGUGUGGUAUGUUCAUUUUUUGUAUUUAUAAACUUUUAAUUUAAUUUAGUUCUUUCCUUUGUGUGUGUUGUAUUGCCCAUAAAGGCUUCUUUAUAUCUUUUUCUUCGCCUUUGUUGGGUCCUUUAUUUCCCUUUCCUCUAAUACAGAUUUGUUUAUUCCUAUUUAUAUUGAUAUCCUCAUUAGCUUUUCUCAAUUUACUUCCUGCUUCAAAUCGGUUUGCUGUAUUUUUAGUAUUUUCCCUGCCAUUGUUUUCCUUUCCAAAUCGGAAGGAGCAAAUUCUAAUAAUAAUAAUAAUAAUAAUAGUCGCCAGGAAUAAGGAGAGAAAAUAGUAAGAUAAUAUUUAAGAGGGAAGGGAACGCAUUGGGAUAAUCAGAAAUAUUCUGAUUUCCCUGCCUUAUUUCUCCUUUUUCACUUUGUGUGGCAUGUUCACUUUUAGUCUUUUAAAACUUUAAUUUAAUUUAGUCUUUUCUUUCUUGCCCACAAAGGCACCUUUCUUUUCCUUCCCUUUUGUGUGUCCUUUAUUUCCCUCCCCUUUAAUACAGAUUUGUUUAUUCCUAUUUAUAUUUAAAUCCUCAUUCGCUUUUCUCAAUUUAUUUCCCUCUUCAAAUCCCUGUGCUGUAUGUUUAGUUCAUUUUCCCUGCCAUCGUUUUUCUUUCUAUCGCCUCAAGUUUUAAAUACUAUUUCACUACCUGCCAGAUCUUUCUGGAGAAGUAUUUAUUUACAGAUUUAUUUAUCUGUAUUUACUUGAGUUUUAUUGAGGGGGGGGGGGUGAAGCUCCCCAAAGGAGAAUAGAAAUUCAUUUCUUUUCCUCUCUUUAUUCAAAAUCCGUUCAAUACUCUCCUCAAAUCCCUUUACUGUAUUUUUUUUGCCACCAUUUUCCUUUCUGUUCUCUCAAGUUCUGUCUUGGUAGUUAUAUUAUUAUAAAUAAGAUCUUAGUAUUUAAGUGAUCCCACCAUUUAUCUGCCUGCCAAACUUUUCUAGAGAUAAAUACUGUAUUUGCUUUGACUGUAACAAUCAUUGGAUGACUGUUUGAUCUGUUUUGCACUAAUAAACUCCACUGGAGAAGAAACCAUAAAUAUAUGUAUGAAGGAAUAUAGGUUUUUAUUUUUAAAGUCUCAGGGUAGAAUUAGCCUUGAAGUAAAACCUUAAUUUAAAAAGAAAAAAAUAAGAUUCCCCCACCCCAAGAGAUUAUUAUUUUUGUAAAGUGGGAUUGAAUUGUUUAUUUUUUAAAAAAUAUUUUAAAACUGCCUUCGGAAAUAUAUGGAUUUGGGGAGUCUUUCUAAGUCUUCCAUUUAGCCCUCAACUGGCCCUUCUCAGAUAUUUGUGCCAUUAAACAUUUGCACUGUUUUAUUGUUUAAGCCCAUUAGCUGCUUUUCCUAUCCAAUUGAAAGGGCUUUCUCAUAAGUCCGACCUCGCUAAACGUAACUCUGAAAACUAGUGUUUUUAAAAAGGUAAUUUUUUGGGAGGCAUCUCUUAAGUCUCAAGGCCUACUUUGGGGGGGAAAGGGGGAUGAACGCGGCUGCCAGCAGCUACCCCAUGGCCUCCCUGUAUGUGGGGGACCUGCACCCAGACGUCACAGAGGCCAUGCUCUAUGAGAAGUUCAGCCCCGCCGGCCCCGUCCUCUCCAUUCGCGUCUGCAGGGACAUGAUCACCCGCCGCUCUUUGGGCUAUGCUUAUGUCAACUUCCAGCAGCCUGCGGAUGCUGAGCGAGCCUUGGACACCAUGAACUUUGACGUGAUCAAGGGCAAGCCCAUCCGCAUCAUGUGGUCCCAGCGAGACCCUUCUCUGAGGAAGUCUGGUGUAGGGAACGUCUUCAUUAAGAACCUGGACAAAUCUAUCGACAACAAGGCACUUUAUGACACUUUCUCUGCUUUUGGGAAUAUCCUUUCUUGCAAGGUGGUGUGCGAUGAGAAUGGCUCUAAGGGCUACGCCUUUGUCCACUUUGAGACACAGGAUGCCGCCGACCGGGCCAUUGAGAAGAUGAAUGGCAUGCUGCUGAAUGACCGCAAAGUGUUUGUUGGAAGAUUUAAGUCUCGCAAAGAGCGGGAGGCAGAGCUGGGAGCCAAAGCGAAGGAGUUCACCAACGUCUACAUCAAAAACUUUGGGGACGACAUGGAUGACGAGAGGCUGAAGGAACUGUUUGGCAAAUAUGGCAAGACCCUCAGUGUCAAAGUCAUGACAGACCCUACUGGAAAGUCCAAAGGCUUUGGCUUUGUGAGUUUUGAAAAACACGAAGAAGCCAACAAGGCCGUAGAAGAAAUGAAUGGAAAAGACAUCAAUGGGAAGAUGGUGUUUGUGGGCCGAGCACAGAAGAAAGUGGAGCGCCAGGCUGAGCUGAAGCGCAGGUUUGAGCAGCUCAAGCAGGAGAGGAUCAGCCGAUAUCAGGGAGUUAAUUUGUACAUUAAGAACCUGGAUGAUACAAUUGAUGACGAGAAGCUGAGGAAGGAAUUCUCUCCUUUUGGUUCUAUUACAAGUGCCAAGGUCAUGCUGGAAGAGGGGCGCAGCAAAGGCUUUGGCUUCGUCUGCUUCUCCUCCCCAGAGGAGGCCACCAAGGCCGUGACAGAGAUGAACGGACGCAUUGUGGGCUCCAAGCCAUUGUACGUAGCCUUGGCCCAGAGGAAGGAGGAGCGCAAGGCCCACCUCACCAACCAGUACAUGCAGCGCAUUGCAGGAAUGAGAGCCCUCCCGGCCAAUGCCAUCCUCAACCAGUUCCAGCCGGCGGCAGGAGGUUAUUUCAUGCCUGCUGUGCCCCAGGCCCAGAGCAGACCCCCUUACUAUGCCCCCAACCAGAUGACGCAGAUCCGGCCCAAUCCUCGCUGGCAGCAAGGAGGACGGCCUCAAGGCUUUCAAGGGAUGCCCAACAUGCGCCAGUCUGGACCAAGGCCCAAUUUGCGCCACUUGGCUCCGGCCGGAAAUGCCCAGGCCUCGCGGGGUUUGCCUGGUGCCCCCCAAAGGGUUGGCAUCCCUCCCACGGGUCCGAACUUAGCCCCUCGGCCCCCUGCAGCUGCCCAGGUACCCAGGGCUGUCCCUCCCUACAAAUACGCCUCCAGCGUCCGAAGCCCCCACCCAGCAGUCCAGCCCUUGCAGGCCCCGCAGCCUGCAGUCCAUGUCCAAGGACAGGAACCCUUGACGGCCUCCAUGUUGGCUGCUGCUCCUCCCCAGGAACAGAAGCAGAUGCUGGGUGAGCGCCUGUUCCCCCUCAUCCAAGCCAUGCACCUCAGUCUGGCGGGGAAGAUCACCGGGAUGCUGCUAGAGAUUGACAACUCUGAGCUGCUGCACAUGCUGGAGUCUCCAGAGUCCCUCCGCUCAAAAGUGGAGGAGGCCGUGGCGGUGUUGCAGGCCCACCAGGCAAAGAAAGAAGCCGCCCAGAAAGUGGGCAUCGUUGCUGCUACCUCUUGAAUCUGGGAGGCUGGUUGUCAAAAGCCAGAUGUCCCGCACCUCAAAGAAACUGUCUGAUAAAGAUGUGUAGAAAUGAAUGUGUCCUUUACAUUUCACAUCAACAUCACUCACAAUAUCCCAGUGCGUGAAAAUCAUCUUAUGUGCCUUAUUUUCAAUUAAAAAACCCAAAAAUACACAAACAUACACUGGAAAACCUCCAACAUAUCCCCCUUUGGGUCAAAAUAUACAGUGCUUCCUUUUCACACAAUUACCUACUGUGUGUUUCUGUGUUCAAGACCUUGAAAUGUUUUUUGUCUGACCAGAUAUUUCAUUUGGUUUUAAUGAGACAAUCUGUUUGCCUGAUGUAGCGUUUAUCAAUAAACAGAAGCAUUUUCUGAAA